AAGCAGUGAUUUGUAACGUGUAGUGAGCAGGAGGCAGAUUUUGCUUGUCAUCGCUGAAGUCAACACGCAAACGGUUAUCAAGGACGGAGGAGUAUUAAAAUCAAUUUGGUCGCCAUCCUGCUGGUCAGACCUGCUGUGACAGCUUAGCUGAAUUUGACGAUCUUACCAAAACCAAAAUGUGGGACUGGAUUUUGCUCACAGUAGUCGGAUUGGUGACGAUCGUCUACUGGUACCUGAGACGACAUCACAAUCAUUGGGAGUCCGUGGGAGUCUACACUCCACCUGGUGUCCUGCCAGGAGCUGGUCAUUUGAAAGAAGCAGCCUUAUUCAAGAAAAGUGCCGGUUGGAUUUUGUGCGAGAUGUACCAUCAAAACAAGAGUCACCCUGCUGUCGGUGUUUAUAUUUUUCGCAAACCCGCCUUGAUGAUACAAGACCUGGACCUGAUCAAAGAUGUGCUUAUCAGAGAGUUCUCAAGUUUCCAUGACAACUCAUUCCAUUUAGACGAAAAACUGAACCCCUAUGUCAAAAAAAACCUCUUCAUGGAAAAAGGUCAAAGUUGGAAAACCUCUCGUCAGCUGGUGGCCCCGGUGUUCAGCAACGCCAGAAUAAAGACCACUUUUCCUCUAAUCCAGAGAGUAUGUAAAGAGUUCAACGAAUACAUGGAGAAACAUCUUGAUGAGGAUAUUAACAUUCAUAAAGCGAUAAGCAUGUUUACGUCAGAGAUCAUAGCCAAAUGUGUGUUCGGUCUAGAUGGCAACGUAUUCUACGAUCCAAACGCAGAAUUCUACCAACAAGGCCAAAAACUUUGGGCGGGCUCAUUUUACAAUCCUGUGAUAAUGUUUGUGGCAUUCUUUCUCCCCUUUGUCAACAAAUUGCUUGGAAGAGGACUGUUCCCGAAUGAUGUAUUAGACUUUUUUGCCAACACAAUCAAGCAAACGGCAGAGUACAGGAAGAAAAAUCCUGAUAAAGUGCCAGAUGAUUUUAUUCAAUAUUUUCUAAACAUGAAAAACGAGAAUGCUGGAUUCACCAUCGAAGAUGUGAUUGCCCAUAGCUUAACGUUCUUCACCGAUGGAUCUGAAACCUCAUCGGUGGUAGCCAACUUUCUUAUAUAUGAGUUGACAGUGAACCCAGACAUCCAGGAGGCUGUGAGAGAAGAGGUUCUGGCCAUGGAGUCCUUCAGCUUUGAGUCCAUUUCUUCACUAUCUCUACUUGAUCGCGUUAUCCAAGAAACUUUGCGCAAGUACGGACUUUUCAUUAUGAGCAAAGAAUGCACCAAGGACUGCGUACUAAAAGCCGGUGGUCGAUCAUUUCCAGUCCGCAAAGGGCAAGAAGUGAUAAUACCAGUGUAUGGAAUCCAGAGAGACCCUGACAUUUACCCCGAUCCUGACAAGUUCGAUCCUGACAGAUUUCUGCCAGAAAAUGUCAAGAAUAGGCACCCCAUGACCUAUCUGUCUUUUGGAGGCGGCCCCCGCUUGUGUAUUGGUAAAUAGUUACUUGAAUGUCUG
This is a messenger RNA of Homalodisca vitripennis (glassy-winged sharpshooter), 1505 nucleotides long. RefSeq names its product cytochrome P450 6j1-like. The transcript has 9 exons. NCBI's taxonomy places the organism in Eukaryota, Metazoa, Arthropoda, Insecta, Hemiptera, Cicadellidae. Bases 177 to 1490 code for a protein of 437 amino acids. Gene Ontology annotation, molecular function: heme binding; monooxygenase activity; iron ion binding. The record is from RefSeq and is a predicted model, not a curated record.